CGCUUAUUUUCGGAAGGACAAAAUCACCCACAUUUUGGAUGAACCAAAAUACGCUUUUACCCUUUAUCGUUUAAGUUGAGUUGGGAGAUUAACGGAGUCCAGCUUCUUCUGUUUCAAAUCAUGGCGAUUGCUGUAAGUAUGGUGGCCUCAGCAGGAGCACGUGUACUGGCCCAGGCUCUGCCACGUGCAUCGCUAUCAACAAGAAGGUCAUGUUCGAAGUCGGAUUUCAAUCCUAUGCAGCUAAGGAGAAUUGUACGGAUACAAUAUCCGCCAACAAGAAAAAGUUUGAUAGUAAGAGCUGCAAGAACUGAGCCUCAAGGAGUCUCCUUGGGCUUCAGAGCCCCUCAUUUUGAGUUGCCAGAACCACUAACUGGGAAACUUUGGAAAUUGGAAGAUUUUGAAGCCUAUCCUGCGUUAUUGGUUAUGUUUAUUUGCAAUCACUGCCCAUUUGUUAGACACUUGAAGAAAGAUUUUGUAAAGCUUGCAAAUUAUUAUAUGGAGAAAGGACUUGCAGUUGUUGCUAUAUCUUCAAAUUCUGUAGCUACUCACCCUCAGGAUGGACCAGAAUUCAUGGCUGAAGAGGCUAAAUUAUUUAAUUACCCUUUUCCUUAUUUGUAUGAUGAGUCACAGGAUGUUGCACGGGAUUUUGGAGCUGUCUGCACUCCGGAAUUUUUCCUGUAUAAGAAGGAUGGUCGGAGGCCAUUUGAGCUGGUGUAUCAUGGCCAAUUUGAUGAUUCGCGGCCAAAUAAUAAUCUGCCUGUUACUGGGAGUAUGUAUUGCAUAGGGACAUAUGUGGUGCAAUUGAAUGUGUUCUCAGUGGACAACCAGUAUCAUCAGUUCAGAAGCGCAGUGUUGGUUGCAGCAUAAAGUGGCAUCCACAGAUGGAGCGGUGAUCUGAGUGCUCUUGAUAUCAUACUGUAUGACUGUAAAUUUUGUUUUUAAGUGUGGGUUGUCUUCCUUGUAAUGGUUGAUAUCCAUUCAGAUUUUAGAUAGAAGUAUUUACAUGUUUUGUUUUUCUUGUUUUAUUUUUGUGUAUCACCUAAUUUCAUAUCUAGUAUCAUUUGGCUCAUCACUACGGAGUCCCGUAAGUAUCACAGAGAAAAGUGAAACUGAAUAUAACAUUUAAUAAUUCUGUUUUUUGUGUAUUA
This is a messenger RNA of Mangifera indica (mango), 1148 nucleotides long. RefSeq lists its product as uncharacterized. The record is from RefSeq and is a predicted model, not a curated record. Gene Ontology annotation, molecular function: oxidoreductase activity; antioxidant activity. The coding region runs from base 121 to 867 and encodes 248 amino acids. The transcript has 9 exons. Lineage: Eukaryota; Viridiplantae; Streptophyta; Magnoliopsida; Sapindales; Anacardiaceae.